AUGGAGAGCGAACUGAAGCGACAGCCCAAACUUCUGGAGGACGAGCUCGGUCGUCCACGUAUAGCGUGUCGAGAUGAUUCCAUGGCGGCCGCGGAUGAGCUGUUCCGUAGGGACGUCUUUGAAUCCUUCGCGUGCGCGCGCAGAGCGCUUGAGUCGCAGAGCGUGUUGGACUACGUCUCGCGCUGCACGGAUGAUCGUGUUCCGCCGCUUAUGCUGGCCGAAAACCUCUCCAUAUCCGAGUGUUGCGAGUUUUUGAGAUGUUUCAACGUUUCAUCGGCGCCCGUGCUCACGGUGGACACGCUCAAGUUCGUUGGAUGGUUCUCGACGGUCGACGCGUCAUCCAUAGUUUGGAAUCGAAUCGUGGCGACGCGACCACCGCCAGCGCACGUCGUCCGUCAGACCGCGAAAUUGGCGGGAACGCCGCACGUACACUCCGCGUGGGGCGUUUUGCGCAAAGCCGUGCGCACAGUGACGUCGUUCGAGCGUCUGAGUGGCGACGCCGUGGAGCGUCGAGAAGUCGAGCUCGACAACGCUCGCCGAGAGUGGUUGGAAUCGAUCACAAAGGAGGACAUCGAGCGCGCAAUCGCGGAGGCGUUAGCCAUGACACUUCACGACGCGCGACGAAUGACACAGUCAGAGGAGGACGGUCGAAUGGUGAGCCGCGUGACGGCGACGGACGCGGACUUGCUCGAACUUGUUCGAUCCGGUUUCCUGAGGCACAUCGUGUCGCCGGGAAGCGAAAUUUCGCCAAGACAAGCGCAUCCUUGUCAUCGCGUGUGCGUGUACGAUUUGAAGAUCGACGAAAAAGAUGAAUGCAAAGAAAAGAUGGUCAUUCACGCGCUGAUCAGCCAAUCGGACAUCGUUCAAUUCCUGUACGAGAAGAGCUCAACGUUUGACGAAAAGCUUACACGAAGAAACUUAUCCUCGCUUGGCCUUGGUAGUCGUAAAUCGCAUCGAGUGUUUCCGGACUCCGACGUUCUCUGCUGUUUUCCGCAAACUCGAUUACUUGAGGCUUUCGGGUUGAUGCACGUGACGGGACGAUCAUGCUUGGGUGUCGUCGACGAACCGCGAGGCAAGCUCGUCGACGUCCUCUCUCUCACCGAUCUCACAGACGCCGUGUUCAGCGCUAGCGACUUCGUCGCCACUGUCGAGGACUUCCUCGCCAGUCGCAAAUUAGACCGCAUCCCACUCGCGGUGGUCCACGAAGACGCUGACUUCAUCGAUCUCCUCACCGCACUCGCCGAGAACGCCAUACAUCACGUCUUUGUCGUCGAUUUGGAGAGCUCGCCGCUUCGAGUCGUCACGCCGACGGAUAUAAUUUCGCGCCUGGCGCUUCCGUCCGCGCGUAAGCUCGGAUGGCGAUUCGAUUCGUUCGACAUCCAUCCCGACACGUUCGAGUACAACCCCAGCGCCGUGAAAUCGGCGAAGAAAUGA
Messenger RNA from Ostreococcus tauri, 1434 nucleotides. RefSeq names its product CBS domain. The record is from RefSeq and is a predicted model, not a curated record. The coding region runs from base 1 to 1434 and encodes 477 amino acids. The transcript has a single exon. NCBI's taxonomy places the organism in Eukaryota, Viridiplantae, Chlorophyta, Mamiellophyceae, Mamiellales, Bathycoccaceae.